CCAGCAAGUACUUCGUCAUUACCAUGUUCUCGUGGAAGAAAGCGCCAAAGGAACCACAAUCUGCUGGUAGAAGUGGGAAAUCGAAUAGCAUCGAUGACAUGGACUUUAGCGAUCUGCUGAAUGACCCCGUCCACCUGGAUGGGGAAGACGGUGCGGACGAAAUGGAUCCCGACUUGUUGAGUCAAUUACAAGAAUUAAGCACUUCUUCAGCGCCUCGAAAGCCAAAGGCAAAACCGAAGCCAGUCCAAGGCGUUGAUCAAGUGGACAUCGAUUCGUAUGCUCGCUUAGCGCAGGAUGAGGAAAUCGAAGUUGACUUUGAUGAAAGCGACAUGAAUGAUCCUAACCUACUUAGUGAACUAUCUAUGCUGCGGGACAGUGGACCAGAGAUUGCAACAGAGGCUGCUGAUGAGGAUUUAAAAGCAGCAAAGCCAUUACCACUAACAGGCGAAGAACCUCAGCAGUCUAUCGCUUUUAAGAAAGUUCCUAUGAACGAUUCACACAAGACUGCAAGGUCGCUUCCUCCAAAUGACGAAGCACUCCAACUCAUGGCUAUGGGAUUUUCGCAAAGACAAUCUAUUGACGCCCUACAACGGUUUGAUAAUGAUCUGGAGAGAGCAACAAAUUAUUUGCUUGACUCACCUCCACCGACUGCAGGCGAUGAAGAUAUGGUAUCAGAUGGUUUUGGUCGACAGGAGCAAGUUGCCGAGGAAGGAAUGCGCCAGGAACAAUCGAAUCAAAAGAAUCAGGACCUUAUAGAUACAAGCACCGUUGACAAUUCAAAGAUAGGCUUUGAGAACAAUGAAAAUACAUCUAUGAAGCCUCUUGAGCCAACUGCUUGGAAUGCUUCAAGAGAAGGCAUGAGUCACGAGGCUUCCAUACAAAAAACCAUUCCCGCUCCCACCCAAAUGACCUACGAUACCGCGCAAUUCGAACCAGAGCGUCCAGCGCAAACUGAACCGGUCGCGACAGAAGAAAUUGGCAGCGAAGAAGACUUCAUGAUUAAGUAUGAGGAAACAGAUUUGUCGCUCUUAUCACAAUAUGCAACAGAAUACCAAAAAGCAGCAAUUUCUGCUAAACGUGCUGGUGAUAAGACAUCGGCAAUCGAUUUACUUAGAAAAUCCAAGGCAUUUACAGCCAGGAAGGAAGAAUUGAAGGAGUUACAAAGCGAUGAUUUACCAAUCGAAGACGAUACGUUACAACUGGCGUCAGAACCAUCAAGGAAUUCAGGUCUCCAACCGCAACCAGACCGAACACCGUCAGAACCAUUACCUAGCCAGAGUAAUGAGCUUCAAAGUCCCAAAAGUCAGCCAUCUGGUACUCCCACACCACCACUUCCCGCAAAAGAUAGAAUGUAUGAACCACCAAAAGAAAAACCAUCGCCCGUGCAACCUGAUAAAGGUGAAUCAGGAUCGCAUUCUGAUGCACCUCCCCCAUUAGCCCAAGUGUCACCAUCAUCAACGGCCCCAUUGAGUCAAACAAGCGCCAACCAAACUCCUCCAUCAAACUUAGCGGCGGCGGACUCAUCCGAAGUACAGAAAAUGUUAGAGACACUGAUCGUACGGCAAAAAGAAUAUAAGCAAGCGGCUAUACACUACAAGGAUUUAGGAAAUCUUGUUGUGGCUAAAGAGAUGAUUCGAGUGUCGAAGGAGGUGUUACAGACGGCUGUAGCAGUGAAGAAUAAACAAUUAACUGCCCCCAAAUCAAUCCGUAACAAGAUACCACCACCUCCUGAUAUGGAUCUUGGAUCAGGUAAACCAAGACAUGUACAAGAAGUGGAAUUAGCGUCCAGUACCGGCACCCUUCCUGAUUUCGCGCAACUCGAAAAGACACUCAACUACCAAGUAGAUGUAUGCCACAAUCUGGAACUUCAGAACAGAGGAAAGACAGGCGGUAGUGUCAAGCUUGGAGACGCUUUUAAAGGUCUUGCCAAAGCGUUCGCAGCAGAUUCAGUGUCUUUGAAAUCGGCAGAAAAUACGAAUGCACCGUUACCAAGGUUUCACUAUCAGAACGUCACAUAUGCUUAUCGAGAGACUCAUCCUGAUAUUGGAAGCAACGAGAUGGUUAUCAAUAUCAAGAAGGCGACAAAGUUACAAAGUUUGGAGACGGCUGCUCAAGACAUUGAAGCUUACGUUCAGUGGGAUCUGGGAGGUUGGCCACCUGAGAAUGUGCCACAAGCUCACCUUGGCAAAGGACAAACACCAUCUGCUCCUAAAGGCGCCAAUCCAGAUUUCGACUUUAAGACUUCCAUACCAAUCACACGUCAUAACCGAGUAUUUAUGAGGUAUCUGCAGAGAAAGAAAGCAACUUUUGAGGUUUAUCACAAGCGAUAUUCCUACGGUUUCUUGCCUCGACCACUUUUGCUUGGAAAGGUGACUCUUGAGAUGAAUCAGCUAUUGAACAACGCAACAGUUGGCGGCGUCUUGGAGAUUAUGGAUCAGAACAAGAAGAAGACAGGCGCUAUGUUACAUGUCGAGAUCAGCUUAUCAGAAGCAUUGAUGGACACAGAAAUUCCAACAAAGCAAGACAAAUGGUUGAUCAUUGACGAAUAUAAUUCCAACAUUUAUCCUUUACUAGCUUCGGCUCAACUUAUACCACAAUCAAUGUCCAAUUAUCAACCCACGCCUAUCGCUUCACCUCAAGUCGGUACUCCUCCUCAACCGCUCACACCUACGGCGCCCGUUACCGAAGACGCAGUUGCCAAGCCUACCUCUCCGCAGCCGACUUCCAGUAAAAUUGAUCAAACCGUCGCAAAUCCACCGAAAGCUGCAGCCACGGAAGAGGAAAGCGAGUUUGAACAGGCUGAGGCUGAGUUUAAUGAUGCGGAUUCCAUCGUGUCAAAUAUGGUGCUUGAAAAUGAGAUUGGACUGAUCAAUUCAGCUAUUGCCGCGUGCCAUGGAACCGUACCAGAGCACUUGAUGGAUCAAAAGCAAGCGCUGGAAAUCAAGAUGAAUAUGCUGGUGAUACAAGUUCAGACUGGCGGACUUACUAUAGAACAAUACCUCAACAACGUCAGAUCCAGAAUAGAACAGGACAAGAAGUGUGCUUUGAUCUUCAAGAGAGCCGGUCGCCUGGAUCUGGCUAAACAGGCACUGCGUCGUAAAAAGAUUGCUCAGGAUGAGGUGGAUGAAGCAGAGGCAGCCAUGGCUCAACAGGGCGAGGAAGACAAUGACAGUUAGUCAUUCGGAAUAUGUUAUUUUAAAUUUUUAAAACUCUCACAGAACCUACUUUUCUUAUAUUCAUAUCAUACCUAUGCCGCCAGCACUAACAGAGAUUGAUCAAUGUACAUAUGUUCCCCCUGCUGUACUGCCUGUCCCUAUUGCAGAGCCCGGAACUCGUAAUGAAGCAGUGUCAUUCGCCAUGCCUGAUGGCGAAAUCUUGACUGGUCAUUUCACACUGCCGGAUCCAGUGACCGAUGCCAGUGAUAACUUCAAACCU
Molecule: messenger RNA, 3435 nt
Organism: Umbelopsis ramanniana AG
Lineage: Eukaryota; Fungi; Mucoromycota; Umbelopsidomycetes; Umbelopsidales; Umbelopsidaceae
Exons: 6
Coding region: 24-3176 (1050 amino acids)
Biological process (GO): regulation of transcription by RNA polymerase II
Cellular component (GO): nucleus
Molecular function (GO): DNA-binding transcription repressor activity, RNA polymerase II-specific; protein binding; RNA polymerase II cis-regulatory region sequence-specific DNA binding
Source: RefSeq, a predicted model, not a curated record